AUGGUUCUGGGAUCCAGCAUCAUGUCGUUGCUGAGGUUCCUGUCCUUCCUGGCGUGGUUCUUCUACGCCCUCAGUGCUGUCUCAGUCAUUGUCCUCAGGUUCACGAGGGAGAGGGACCCACACAGAAUCAAGAUUCCAAUGGUAAACCAUGUGCUGUUCCUGCUUGUGUCGGUGUUCCUGGUGAUGACGCCCAUCAUCGACUAUCCCCGGAUCGAGUUCCUGUAUGCUGUAGUGUUCUGUGUAGGGGGACUUGUCUUCUACAUACCUUUUGUACACUACAAGUUGAAGCCGCGUUUCCUAGACACAUUCGAGAUGUAUAUGCAGAUGUUCCUAGAAGUUGUACCAAGUCCUCCAGAGGAGAGUUAA
This is a messenger RNA of Haliotis rubra (blacklip abalone), 366 nucleotides long. RefSeq names its product b(0,+)-type amino acid transporter 1-like. The record is from RefSeq and is a predicted model, not a curated record. Gene Ontology annotation, biological process: amino acid transmembrane transport. The coding region runs from base 1 to 366 and encodes 121 amino acids. Gene Ontology annotation, molecular function: L-amino acid transmembrane transporter activity. Lineage: Eukaryota; Metazoa; Mollusca; Gastropoda; Lepetellida; Haliotidae. The transcript is spliced from 3 exons.